AUGUGUUUCCAGAUGAUAUCACUAGUCAAAAAAUUAAGCAUCCUUUACCUCAUCCACCUCACGAGUACAGUCGCGCGAAUUGGGUCGCUGUCAUCCCAAGAUCAUCAUAUCAAGAAACGUGGUGCAGCUCUGUCAUGCUUUUUGGACACGAAGAAAGAGCUUGUUGAGACACUUGGCCCAAUCAACCAGGAAAAAGUGCAACAGCUAUCGGACAACAUAAUUUACCGCGAACAAUCCUCCUGCUACCUAUUGAAUGAGAGUUCCUGGAAGGGAAAAACAUUCAAAAGCUGCUAUUACGAUGCUGUGGCCACAAUACUAUCCGAAGCUGCGAAGACCAAUACGGGACAAGCCCAAUACCUUACUCAUUUCUCAAGAAAACUGCUUGAACCAAUCAAGCGAACGGAAAUAGGCACAAAGAUAUUUGACCCACUCUAUAUGUCAGUUUGGCAUCAAACACAAACCAGUGGACCUCCAUCCGAAUCAGCAAAUGUCAAUGAAUACCCACCAGUAUCGGAAAUCACCUUCGAGAAGAUUGAAGAAGAACGGUCCUUUGCAAUUCCAAGUGAUAUAUAUAUUAAAGGAGAACCUCUGUCGCGAUUUGCAGGGAUAUCCCAGAAUGUUGUGGCACUAUUUAAAGAGGUCAGGGGUAUGGGUGAAGAAAAACUGCAGUUAGACCUCACCCAUUGGACUUCCACAAUUCUCAGACUUUUGGUCGUCACUCUGGGGCAAGAAAUGUUUGAUACUCUUGAGUGGAAAAACUUGCGUGGCAUCUUAUUUGGCCAACUGAUAUCACUUGCAUACUUUGACAAGAUAGCAGACAGAGAAACAAUAUCUGGAAAAAUUGCUGCCAAGGAACUACUUAACGAGGUAGGUUGGUGGACCAGUGUGAGGAACUAUGGAGCCCCAGCUCACCAGCUGGAGAAGCAAGACUGGUGGAGUGAACUCAUAGAUAAACUCAAAGAAGUGCAAACAGUAAAUGAUGGAAAAUAG
Molecule: messenger RNA, 990 nt
Organism: Puccinia triticina
Lineage: Eukaryota; Fungi; Basidiomycota; Pucciniomycetes; Pucciniales; Pucciniaceae
Exons: 3
Coding region: 1-990 (329 amino acids)
Source: RefSeq, a predicted model, not a curated record